Grus americana (Whooping crane) is the source of this 5565-nucleotide messenger RNA. Its product is annotated as complement C4-B-like. Gene Ontology annotation, cellular component: extracellular region. Gene Ontology annotation, biological process: complement activation. The record is from RefSeq and is a predicted model, not a curated record. The coding region runs from base 49 to 4869 and encodes 1606 amino acids. NCBI's taxonomy places the organism in Eukaryota, Metazoa, Chordata, Aves, Gruiformes, Gruidae. Gene Ontology annotation, molecular function: protein binding; endopeptidase inhibitor activity. The transcript is spliced from 39 exons.
CGGUUCACCCUCCGCCACCGGCCCCGGCUGCCCCACACCGGCGCUGCCAUGGGGCCACGUUGGGUGUUGGGGCUCCUCGUCCUCCUCCUGCCGCUGCUGGGGGGCACCCCCCAGGACCCCGAGCUGGUGCUGGUGGCCCCUCGGCUCGUGGCCCUGGGGACCCCCGUGGGGGUGCUGGUGGCGGCCGUGGGGCCGGUGACGGGGACGGUGACGGCCUGGCCCGGGGAGGGCGACCGUGGGGCAGGACCCUGCGCCCCCCCGGUCCCCUUCGACCUCGGGACCCACAACGACUUCAGCCAGAUCCUGAACAUCGAGGUGACCCCAGAGCAGGCCAAGAGCUGUGGGGUGCUGGAGGCCGCCGUGGGGCAGACGCUGCUGCUGGAGGCCCGGAGCCCCCCCCUGCCCCCCCGGGGGCUGCGUGUGGGGCUGGGGGCGCCCCGGGGGGUGCUCCUGGUCCAGACUGACAAACCCCUCUACGCCCCCCGGCAGACCGUGCGUUUCCGUGUCUUCUCUCUGGACCCCGACCUGCGGCCGAACCCCGAACCCAUCCUGAUCACCAUCACGAACCCCCUGGGGGCGCGGGUGCGUGAGGGGCAGCGGGUGCCCCUGGGGAUGGUGCUGAGCGACCAGAUGGUGCUGCCCGACAUCGCGCUGCCGGGGCGGUGGCGGGUGCAGGCCCAGCUGCUGAGCAGCCCCCAGAGCGGGGGAGGAGCCACCUUCAGCGUGCGGCCCUACGCGCUGCCAGGUUUCUCCCUCCGGGCCGUUCCCGACCGCCGGUUCCUGCUGCUGCUGCCCGGCCCCGCCCCCCCGCUGCACCUGCGCCUGCGCGUCCGGUACCUGGACGGGGCGCCAGUGGGGGGCCGGGCUCAGCUGCGGGUGGGGCUGCGGGGGGGCCCCUUCCUGCGGGGGCUGGACCAGCACGGCAAGGUGACGUCAGGGGAGGGGGAGUUCAACGUCACCCUGGACGCCGUCGUCAGCGCCCUGGGCGUGGCCGCGCACGAGCUGGAGGGGGAGGGGCUGCACCUGAGGGUCACCGUCAUCAAUGACGAUGGGGGGGAAGUGGUGCAGCAGGAGGUGGGGGUGGGGCUGGUGGCCACGCCCUGGACCCUGGACCUGAGCCCCACCCCCCGCUUCUUCGUCCCGGGGGGCCCCUUCAUGCUGUUGGGCCGGGUGUCAGAAUUUGGGGGGUCCCCAGCAGCCGGAGUGGAGGUGAAGGUGGAGGUGGGGGUGACGGGCGCUGCCCCUCCCCCAACCUUGCUGUCGCGGGCGGGGCCCGACGGCGUCAUCACUGUCCCCAUCAACGUGCCCGCGGGCGCCCGUGACGUCAGCCUGAGCGUGGAAGCGGGGUCCCCGGGGUCCCCCCCGGCCCGGGCGCGGGUGACGCUGUCGCCGGUUGCUGCCGUCUCGGGGCGUUUCCUGCUGCUGGGGGGACCGGGGGGACCCCUGCGGCCCGGGGAGCUGCUGCGCCUCCAGCUGCGCGACGUGGGGCCCCCCCCGGCCCCCCACAUCUACCACCUGGUGGCGGUGGCGCGGGGGCGGCUGGUGGCCGCGCAGGGGGUUCGCGGCGGGACGGUGACGGAGGUGACGGUGCCGGUGACGCCGGCCAUGGCCCCGCGGCUGCGCCUGGUGGCCUUUUACCAGGCGGGGGGGCAGCUGGUGGCCGCCAGCUGGGGGGUGCCCGUGGGGGGCUCCUGCCACGGCCAGCCUCCGGGUGUCCCCCCGCCCCCCCCCCGGCCCCGGCGCUCCCUGAAGGUGCUGCAGCUGCUGGAGGAGAAGGGCGAGGCCGUGGCCCCGCGGUGCUGCCGUGACGGGGCGCUGCCCCUGCGUGUCCCGUGUCCCCAGCGGGGCCGGCGGGUCCCCACGGCCGGGGGCUGUCGCGAGGCGUUCCUGCGCUGCUGCCGCCGGGCCCGCGCGCUGCGGGGGCGGGGGGGGAACACCGGCGUGGCGCGAGGGCUGUUCCUGGAGCCGGAGGAGUGGGGGGAGGAGUGGGGGGAGGGGCAGCUCCUGGCCCGGAGCUUCUUCCCCGAGAGCUGGCUCUGGCGGAGCCUCCCGGCCAACGGCCCGGCCCGGGUCACCGUGGUUCUCCCCGACUCCAUCACCACCUGGGUGAUCCAGGCCAUCGCCGUCAUCCCCGGCUACGGGCUGUGCGUGGCCGUGCCCCAGCGGGUGACGGUGACCCAGGACGUCUACGUGAGGCUGCAGCUGCCCCCCAGCACCCGCCCCCACGAGCAGCUGCAGCUCCUGCCCCACAUCCACAACCGGCUGCCCCACGGCAUCAACGUGACGGUGACGCUGGCGGUGGCCGAGGGCGUCUGCACGGGGCUGGACGGGACCCCCCAGCGCCUGGCGGUGCCCCCCGGGGGGGCGGUGGCCGUGCCCCUCACCCUGGUGCCCCUGCGCCCCGGGGACGUCCCCAUCACCGUCACCGCCCGCGGGCCCUGGGGGGUGGGCGACAGCCUCACCCGCGUCCUCCACGUCGAGCCUGAGGGGGAGCUGCACCUGGAGGAGACCAGCUACGUCCUGGACACCGACGGUGCCGGCGGCCGCACCCUGCAGAUCCCCGGGACCGUCCCGGCCGGGGCCAUCCCUGACGGGGAGUUCAGCGUCAGCAUCCGCGUCACCGGCCGCGUGGGGCUGUGGGCGCUGCGGGGGGCGCUGGGCCGGGGCCGGGCGGUGCUGAGCGCCCCGCGGGGGUGCGGGGAACAGGCGCUCAUGGCGCUGGGCCCGGCCGUGGCCGCGCUGCGCUACCUGGACCGGGCCGGGGGCUGGGGGCGGGCGGGGCUGGGGCCCCCCGGCAGGGAGAGGGGGCUGCGGGGGCUGCGCACCGGCUUCGAGCGCGUGCAGAGCUUCCGCAAGAGCGACGGCUCCUACAGCGCCUGGCAGCACCGGCGGGGCAGCACCUGGCUGACGGCGCUGGUGCUGCGGGUGCUGGCCCUGGCCCGUCCCUACCUGCCGGUGGCCGCGGGUGGCCCCGCGCUGUCCCUGCGGUGGCUGCUGGGACAACAGCGCCCGGACGGAGCCUUCCACGAGAACGAGCCCGUCCUGCACCGCAAGAUGCAGGGCAGCGUAGCAGACCCGGGUCCCGAGGCCACCGUGUCCCUGACGGCCUUCGUGGUGGUGGCCCUGCAAGGGACACGCGUGCUGCUGCCACCGGACAGCCCCGACCACGCCCGCCUGGACGAUGCCCUGUCCCGAGCCGCCUCGUUCCUGGGGCAGCGCGUGGGGACGCUGGGGCCCUUUGCCACGGCCAUCACCGCCUACGCGCUGGCGCUGGGGGACACGGCCCCCCCCGGCCCCUCCCCCGCCCUGCUCCGCCUGCGCCACCUGGCCCGGCCAGCACAGGGUGGCCGGGCGCAGUUCUGGCCGGCCGGUGGCCCGGCGGCCACGGUGGAGGCCACGGGCUACGGGGUGCUGGCCCUGCUGCAGCACCGCGACACCCCCGGCGCCACGCGGGCGGCCCGAUGGCUGCGGGCCCAGGGCAACUACGGGGGGGGGUUCCGCUCCACCCAGGACACGCUGGUGGCCCUGGAGGCGCUGGCCGAGCUGUGGCUGCACUGGGCCGAGGGGCCGGGGCUGAGCCUGGCGCUGAGCUGGCCGGGGGGGGCCCAGCGGGGGCCGGGGGGGACGCGGGUGACGCUGGGACCCGGCCUGCAGGCGCUGGAGCAGGAGCUGCGGGUGCCCCUGGGCAGCCCCAUCACGGUGCAGGUGGAGGGACACGGCGAAGGGACCCUGACGGUCCUGCGCCAGUUCCGCCUCUCCUCCCCCCUGAACAGCAGCUGCCCAGGGCUGGGCCUGCGCGUCGCCAUCACCGGGCCAAUCAGCUACGAGGAGGAGGACUAUGAGGACUAUGAGGAGGCGGAGCCUGAGGAAGGGGCGGAGCCUGGAGAAGGGGCGGAGCCUGCAGAGAGAUUGAGGCCUACGGCAGCAUCGAGGCCUGCGGAGGGGGAGGAGCCUGCGGAGGGGGAGGAGCCUGCGGAGGCCGCCGCCGCCCCCCCGAGCCCCGCGGCAGCGCGGGGCCGUCGGCGCCGUCGUGACGCGCGUGACCUCAGCCGGGAGGUCGCCUUCCUGGUCUGCGUCUGGCGGCAGGCGGGGGUGGAGCUGGCGGGGAUGGCAGUGGCCGAGAUCUCCCUGCUGAGCGGCUUCCGGCCCCACCGCGGCGACCUGGACAACCUGCGGGACGUGGUCGAUCGCUGGAUCAGCCACUACGAGCUCAGUGGGACGCGGCUCGUCAUCUACCUCGACCAGGUGCCCACCCAGCGGCAGUGCUUCAGCUUCGGGGCCACUCAGGACGUGGCCGUGGGGCAGCUCCAGCCGGCCAUGGCCACCAUCUACGACUACUACGAGCCGGCCCAGCGCUGCACCGUGUUCUACAACGCCCCGCGCCGGAGCAGCCUCCUGCCCACCCUGUGCUCGUCCCAGCUCUGCCUCUGCGCCCACGGCGGGUGCCCCCAGCCCCGGGGGGGGGCUCAGGACCUGGCCCUCGCCGAGCGCCUGGACUUCGCCUGCUACAGCCCCCGCGUCAGCUACGCGCUGCUGGUUCAGGCCCAGGCCCAGGGCGAGGCCGGGCCCUUCCUGGCCUUCGAGGUGGAGAUCCUGGAGGUGCUGCUGGGAGAGCCGGCCCUGCGGGGGCGGGGCCAGGUGCUGGCGCGCGGCAGUUGCCCCCUGAGGCUCCGCCCCCCCCGCCGGUACCUGCUCAUGGGGGGGGAGGGGACGCUGCUGAGCGACCCCCAGGGACGCCCGCGGUUCCUGCCCGGUCCCCACUCGUGGCUCGAGGAGGUGCCGCCCCUCCCCCGCUGCGGGCCCGCCGCGCCCUGCCGCCCCCUGCUGGAGCUGCUGAGCACCCUGCGGGCCGGGGGGUGCCCGUUCUGAGGGGCACUGGGAGCCACUGGGAGCCACUGGGAGCCACUGGGAGCCACUGGAACAGGCUGGGGGCAACCGGGAUCAGGCGGGGAUGCUGCUGCGGUCAGACUGGGAGCCACUGGGAGCACCCUGGGGGCAACUGGGAGCGACUGGAACAUGCUGGGAGCGACUGGGAUGAUACUGGGAUGAUACUGGGAGCUACUGGGAGCACCCUGGGGGCAACUGGGAUCGUGCUGGGGGCAACUAGGAGUGACUGGAACAUGCUGGGAGCAACUGGGAUGAUACUGGGAGCUACUGGGAGCGACUGGGAUGAUACUGGGAUGAUACUGGGAGCUACUGGGAGCACCCUGGGGGCAACUGGGAUUGUGCUGGGGGCAACUGGGAGGAACUGGGACUGCCCUGUGGGCAACUGGGAGCAACUGGGAUCGUGCUGGGGGCAACUGGGAUCAUACUGGGAUGAUGCUGGUGUCAUACUGGGAGUGACUGGAACAUGCUGGGAGCAACUGGGACGAAACUGGGACGGUACUGGGAGCCACUGGGAGCUACAGGGAGCACCCUGGGGGCCACUGGGAUGGUGCUGGGAGGGACUGGGAGGAACUGGGACCGCCCCGGGACUGUACUGGGAGCGACUGGCGCCGCGCCCCGCCCCCACCGAAUAAAGGCUUUCCCGCGCCCCGCGGCGGGGGGCGGAGCCAUGCAAAUUUA